Molecule: messenger RNA, 222 nt
Organism: Hydatigera taeniaeformis
Lineage: Eukaryota; Metazoa; Platyhelminthes; Cestoda; Cyclophyllidea; Taeniidae
Source: the annotation of a GenBank genome assembly
AUGAGUUUGCUUUCCUGCGUUGAUUCUCGUGCUCUCUUUUUACUAGUGAAAUUGAAUGGCAAUCGCGAAGUUGUGGGCGUUUUACGGGGCUUUGAUGCGUUUAUGAACAUGGUUCUUGAUGACUGUCAAGAAGUAUCGAAGUCUGGACAGCAGAUUAACAUUGAUACUGUUGUGGUUCGUGGAAACAGUGUAAAUAUUGUCGAGGUCUUGGAACGCUUUUAA